AUGGAUUCUGUAAUUCUUGGAACAACUGCUGUUCUUGCUGUAGGCUUAGGAUCAUAUUUUGCAGCACGUGAUAUCAGUAAUAUAUCAAGUAGCGUCUUAUCUUCAAGUAGAGUUAAAUCAUAUCCAUUUAUGGCAGGCAUUUCAUUGCUUUCGAUCAAUUUAAUGUUUACAUAUCUUGAUCCAUAUUACGUUAACUUAGGUUUUACGUUUUAUUUCGGCUUAGCCGGUACAAAUAGCAUUUGGUUUUUAUUACGUGCAUUUUUUGGCAAAAAAUCUAGAAAAUUAUUUACAUAUCCACACUCAAAAUCCAUUCUUUUCGAAUUCGUUAUUCCUUCUGAACCAGUAGACUUUUUAUUAUCCGAUUUACCACUUUAUAUCAUUGGUGUUGUGAUCAAUGUCAUUUAUUUCACAACUAAGAAUAAUCUUGCAAACAAUAUCAUCGCCUUUUCUGUUGCUUUCUACGGUGUUUUAAGUAUUCGCGUUGAAAAAUUUACAUCUGCAGCUCCACUUCUUUGGUCGCUUCUUAUUUACGACGUAUUCUUUGUUUAUCAGACAGAUGUUAUGACCUCCGUUGCUCAGAAACUCGAAGGACCCGUUAAAUUAGUUAUUAAUCUUCAUGGACAUGGAAAUUCUGUCUUGGGACUUGGAGAUCUUGUUUUACCAGGCAUUUUCAUAUCCACAUGCUCUAGAUUUGAUCACUUUAUUAAGAAAGUCACUGGAAGACGUUCUCCGUACUGGUUUAUCGCAAUGGUUUUCUAUGCCACAGCCAUGGGUGUAACAGAUUACGUCUGCUAUAAGACACGCAGAGGUCAGCCAGCGCUUUUAUUCAUCACUCCGCUUGUUACGAUUCCAAUCUUGUUUACAGCUCUAGUUCGGAGGGAAUAUCGCGCAUUCUGCUCAUAUUCUGGGUAA
Molecule: messenger RNA, 912 nt
Organism: Trichomonas vaginalis G3
Lineage: Eukaryota; Parabasalia; Trichomonadida; Trichomonadidae
Product: aspartic endopeptidase activity, intramembrane cleaving
Exons: 1
Coding region: 1-912 (303 amino acids)
Biological process (GO): membrane protein proteolysis
Cellular component (GO): membrane; cytoplasmic side of endoplasmic reticulum membrane; lumenal side of endoplasmic reticulum membrane
Molecular function (GO): aspartic endopeptidase activity, intramembrane cleaving
Source: RefSeq, a predicted model, not a curated record